AUGUCGGGCUCACGACAGCAGCCUGGACUGGCUUGCGAGGAAUGCCGCAAAAAGAAACUUAGAUGCGAUAGGCGACGACCUCAAUGUGACCAGUGCGAGGAUUCUGGUACAGCUUGCCUUGUAAAUCAGAUUCGCUCGCCACGCGGCCCCAAGAAGGGACAUCUCAAGGCUUUGCGCAAUCGCAUUGCCACACUGGAAAGCAUUAUAAGUUCUGAUGAGGGAAAUCUCGUUCCGAAGGAAUUGUUGAACUGUAGUGAGAAUUGUCAUUCCGACGAGCCAGCUCAAUUGCUCAGCCCACCCCACGAUUAUAUCCCUAAUCCCACCAAGACGGAAUACCAUGGCAUCCCCUACUCCAUUGAGGGAUCAAAAAUAACCUCACCUAUUAUACCAAUGACCUCACCUGAUACUGAGAACUCAGAUAUAAUUGAGGCAGAUCUAGUACACCCUGUUGCACCGAUGAUCCACCAAGGCCGGUACUUCUCCUGGUCACAGAGGUUCAACAAACCAGCAUCUUACAUUUGCUUGCAAUUCGCAAUGUGGGCACUUGCAGCGGCGUCAUCGGCCCAUUUACAGCACAUGCGGGAGUCUCUCUAUACCCGUGCGCGGUCCGGGAUUGAGGCUUUAAAUCACGAUAUCGAAUCUACCAGUGCGGCCUGUCUCCAGGCAGCACAAGCAUGGCUUCUCCUAACACAUUACGAGUUCCGCUACAUGACCUACCGCCGAGCAUGGCUUACCGCAGGGCGCGCCUUUCGCAUUAUCCAACUUGCCAAAUUACACGAGAUCGAUCGGCUCAAUGACGUGAGCAUAAACAUGGCCCAUCCCGAAGCAUGGGCUGAGGCUGAGGAAAAGCGACGGACCUACUGGCUAGCCUAUUGUCUAGACCGAUUCCUCAACAUCUCUGACGAGUGGCCUCUAAGUCUACACGAGGAAGUGCUCUGCGUAUAUCUCCCCGUCUCGGAAUCAGAUUUCCAACACAGCAGACCAGUCCUUAUGGACUCCUUAUAUGACGAGAUCGAGACCUCGGGUCAGAAGAUGCUACCGCCUUUCGCGGAGACAAUCGUCCUGAUUACGCUAUGCUGGCACAGCGUUGCAUUCCAGCGCGCCGCCCAUGGUGACAAAACAUCUCCGACAGACGGAGAUACCUGGAACCGCCAUACUCGACUCUACCAAAUGGUACAACAGCGUCUGAUGCUGGUCUCACUACCCCCUUCCUCGCCCGAGCUCCACGAUCCCAUGCGUCUCUUCACAAACAUGCUUGCCAAUGCCGCAGUCAUAUGGUUCUACAACAUAAUGGAGACCCUGCAUGUAGAAAUUGACGAGGAGAUUAUACUCGUUCCUCUCUACUCUGCGUACGAGAUAGCGCAUGCGUUUUCCCCCAUGCUACUCUAUCUCUCGGCAAAGUUUCUCAAGACACAUGCCGAUCAACUGAGUACGUGUGUCCCCGUAUCGGAGGAUAAACAGGAGAAGUUGGAGGAUUUGAAAAAGGCUUUGCGAGUCUUGCAGGGUGGGAAUAAUUUAGCGACGAGCUACUUGGAGCUGCUUGACUCCGACUCCGACUCGUUCAACAAAUUGUGCAACCUGUCGACGGCUCAAGGGUGUACUAUCUCUGAAGUUGCAGGUCAGAGGGAGCCACCUUUCUUUUUGGAUAUCAUGAAUCUUUUGUAG
Messenger RNA from Penicillium expansum, 1665 nucleotides. RefSeq names its product Zn(II)2Cys6 transcription factor. Gene Ontology annotation, biological process: DNA-templated transcription; regulation of DNA-templated transcription. Gene Ontology annotation, cellular component: nucleus. The coding region runs from base 1 to 1665 and encodes 554 amino acids. Gene Ontology annotation, molecular function: DNA-binding transcription factor activity, RNA polymerase II-specific; DNA binding; zinc ion binding. Lineage: Eukaryota; Fungi; Ascomycota; Eurotiomycetes; Eurotiales; Aspergillaceae. The transcript is spliced from 6 exons. The record is from RefSeq and is a predicted model, not a curated record.